Molecule: messenger RNA, 943 nt
Organism: Emys orbicularis (European pond turtle)
Lineage: Eukaryota; Metazoa; Chordata; Testudines; Emydidae
Product: putative N-acetyltransferase 8B
Exons: 3
Coding region: 272-943 (223 amino acids)
Molecular function (GO): N-acetyltransferase activity
Source: RefSeq, a predicted model, not a curated record
GGGCUUUCACUCCGGCUGGGAGGCGCCUGGCUGGGUCUGUGCACAGCAGCGUGGGGCAAAGUCCCCAGAUACAGAGCAGCUCUCUUCUCCCACGAGUCCAGGAAGCCUCUUCUGCUCCCGAGCGUGGAAUCUCCGGGGACUCGGGAUCCAGGGAUCUGCUCCCAACACUCCUGCAAGGUCAGCAGGUCUUCCUUAGCAGAGAGAGCCCAAAGGGCCGGCUGUGACCCCGCAGCGCUGCACCCCCUCUGGUGUGCCUGGGCUGAGCGGCCCCAUGGCCCCGUACUGCAUCCGGCAGUAUGAGGACGGUGACUACGAGGCCGUGCGCGCCGUGUUCGGCCAUGGGAUUAAGGAGCACGCUCCUGCUGGCUACAUCCACAUGCUGAAGCGUCCCCAGACCCAGCUGCUCUUCCUGGGCCUGUUCUUGGCGGUGCUCGCGGCCUCCGGGUCCCUCCUGGUCUCCCUCCUGGCUCUCCUGCUCGCUCUCACUGGGGCCUGGUUUUGCAUCCGGUCUCUCUGGACCGAUUACGUCCAGCAGUCUCUUCGCAACGACCUACUGGACAUCCGGAGAACCUACCUGGAGGCAGCAGACUCUUGUCUCUGGGUGGCAGAGGCUGAGGGGGCGGUGGUGGGCAUGGUGGGGGCCGUCCUACCCGAGGACCCCUCGGAAAGAGGGCACGCCCUGGAACUGAAGCGUAUGUCUGUGGGGAGGGAGCACCGGGGCCGGGGCAUCGCCAGGGCGCUCUGCAGGACGGUCAUCCGCUUUGCCCAGGAACGCGGGUACAGUGCGGUCGUGCUGUCCACCUCCAUGGUUCAGUACUCGGCCCAGCAGCUAUACGAGAGCAUGGGCUUCCGGAGGGUCUCACAGAGGUUCCCAUCGCGCCUCGCCAGCUUCCUGCAGUUCUCCGUCUUCUAUUACCGAUACGAGAUUCCAGGGUCUCGCUGA